Molecule: messenger RNA, 3312 nt
Organism: Gossypium raimondii (Peruvian cotton)
Lineage: Eukaryota; Viridiplantae; Streptophyta; Magnoliopsida; Malvales; Malvaceae
Product: wall-associated receptor kinase-like 3
Exons: 4
Coding region: 12-2894 (960 amino acids)
Biological process (GO): protein phosphorylation; cell surface receptor signaling pathway
Cellular component (GO): plasma membrane
Molecular function (GO): protein serine/threonine kinase activity; polysaccharide binding; ATP binding
Source: RefSeq, a predicted model, not a curated record
UUAAAGAGAGAAUGGGCGUUAGUUUUGUGUUUUACUUCAUCCUGCAGCUACCAUGGCUUAUACGACCGGUAACAUCGCUCGAAGCAGGCGAUUCUGGGUGUAGUGAAACAUGCGGGACUGUUUCUAUUCCGUACCCAUUCGGAAUAAAAAGGGGUUGCUAUGCCUAUAAUAAUUCAUGGUUCAGAGUAACUUGUAAUGAAACCGCUGAUGGGCCAAAACCUUUCAUCACUCGCAUCAAUCUGGAGCUACUUGGUAAAUUUUGGCUGGACAAUAAAGUCGUCACCAUCAACAAUCCGGUAACUUAUCUAAAUUGCGGCGAUAAAGGAGACAACAGUACCAUUUCUCCAUCAAGUGUCAACCUACAAGGCACCCCGUUUUUCUUCUCAAAUCAACACAACACAUUCGGAUCUAUAGGUUGCGGCAAUCUGGCUACAGUUUUUCGCAACAAUCAAAUCGAUCCAAUCGCUAGCUGCGUACAGCACAGUUGUGGCGACCCGAGUUUGGGGUUCGGUGGCUGUUAUGCUCUAAUUUCGGAACAGCUCACUUCCUAUACAACAAGCAUAGCAGAGGUGAAAAACCCUGCAGGGAGAAAGAGAUGUGCAUCUGCCUUCCUGUUUGAUUCUAACCAAUUACCAUCAUGGAAGAUAAGCAUCAAUACCACGCAUGUUCCUGCAAUUCUCGAGUGGAAUCCAUGUGAUUUGGAAGCCGCACUGUGCUUUGACGUAGAUAAAAGUGUAGCACUACCUUACAAGCGUGAUGAUUGUAGCAGAAGUUGUGGGAAUUUUGAUAUCUCAUACCCAUUCGGAAUAGAAUCCGGUUGUUACAUGAAUGAAUGGUUUAGAGUGACUUGUAAGGAAACUACUGAUGGGCCAAAACCUUACAUAAGUAGCAUCAAUUUGCAACUACUCAAGAUUUCAUUUUCCGAUAACUCCGAAAGCACUGUUGUCGUGAACAAUUCAAUAACUUAUUUCAGUUGCCUCGACAAAAAUGGAGAAACUAAUGGGGUUAGUGUCAACCUUACAGACACCCAUUUUUCCUUCUCACAUUCUUUCAACAGAUUUGUCUCUAUAGGUUGCGGCAGUUUAGCUACUUUUCUUCGUAGUCCAAAGGAUAAUUAUCCUGCACGUGGCUGCCAACAACCUUAUUGUGAUGAUUCUGUGACUUCCAAUGCUACCUGCUCCAUUGAUAUUCCUACGGAUCUAAGAUCUUUCGCGGUAAACAUGAAAGAGAUUAAUCCUAGUCAUAGCAGCAGACGAUCGUGUGGAUCUGCUUUUGUUGUCGAUAAACGUUAUCUUGAGACAAUAAAUUCAGACCAAAAUGACACAAGCAAUUGGACGUUGACGCACGUUCCCACAACACUGCGAUGGGCCACACUGAAACGUGGGAUUUGUAAUUGCAGUUCAAAUAAUCUUUCAAGCAUCAAUAAUGAAUACUGUUGGAAAAACUUGGGCCAAAGCUAUCUAUGUGUUUGCACAAAUGAGGACGACAAUAACUUUUCUACUGAUAUAUGCCAAGAUCAACCAUAUACAUGUACCUAUUAUAGGUAUUGUUAUAUGCUUUGUUUGGAUGCUCCUGGCAACAAGUGUUCGUCGUCGUCAUCAUGUCCUGAUGGAUAUCAGUACUCGGGAGUUAUGUGUGAACCCAUAAAAUUGACAGAAAAGUCCAAAAAACAUCAAAUUUCGACUGUCAUUAUAGGUUGCAGCACAAGUUUGGGGACACUAUUUGCACUACUUGGUACAUGGCAUUUGUACAAAGUACUAGAUAGAAGAAAAAAAUUCAAGCUAAAGCAAAAAUAUUUUAGAAGGAACGGAGGGUUACUUCUACAACAACAAUUAUCUAGAAAUGAAGGUAACAUUGAGAAACUAAGGCUAUUUGGUUCGAAGGAGUUGGAAAAGGCAACGGACCACUAUAACAAGAAUCGAGUCCUUGGUCAAGGUGGUCAAGGAACUGUUUAUAAAGGAAUGUUGGCGGAUGGAACCAUUGUCGCUGUUAAAAAAUCUAAAUUGAUGGAAGAGAAGAUAAUAGAUAAAACAAAGCUUGAACAAUUCAUAAAUGAGGUGAUGAUUUUAUCACAAAUUAACCAUAGAAAUGUGGUUAAGCUUUUAGGGUGUUGUCUAGAGACAAAAGUCCCUUUGCUAGUGUAUGAAUUUAUUCCAAAUGGGACACUUUAUCACUUCAUAAAUCAGCCAAAUGAAGAGUUCCCGCUGAUAUGGAAAAUGCGUUUACGGAUUGCAAUUGAAAUUGCAAAUGCUUUAUCCUACUUGCAUUCAGCUGCUUCUAUCCCUAUUUAUCAUCGAGACAUCAAAUCUAGCAACAUACUUUUGGAUGAUAAAUACAGAGCAAAAGUGUCAGAUUUCGGAAUAUCAAGAUCGGUUGCACUUGAGCAAACUCAUGUGACCACUCGAGUACAAGGAACUUUUGGAUACUUGGAUCCAGAGUAUUUUCGAUCAAGUAAAUUUACAGAAAAGAGUGAUGUGUAUAGUUUUGGAGUUGUUCUUGUUGAACUUAUAACAGGACAAAAACCCAUCAGUUCAAGUGAAUCAAAGGAAGUGGUGAGAAGCUUGGCAAAUUUUUUUCUGCUCUCAAUGAAGGAGAAUUCCUUGCUUAACGUUGUUGAUCCGAUGGUAAUGAAUAGUAAUGCAAAAGAAGAAGUUGUAGCAGUUGCUAAGCUAGCCAAAAGAUGCUUGAAUUUCAAAGGAAAGAAAAGACCUACAAUGAAACAAGUUGCAUUAGAGCUGGAGUGGAUUAGAUCAUCAGAAGAAGCUAAUGCCAUUCAACAAAGUGCAGAUGAAGAUUCUAAUACGGAUGAAAUGACCGAAGCUUUGGGUGUUGCUUCCUUUUCAACGUCUUGUUCUGUUGUAAAAGAUAGUGUAACUUUGUUCAUAGAUACCUAGUUUUAGUUAUUUAGCUAUAUUCCUGUUAACAGUAUCAUUCGUAAAACCCUGAUGAGGAAAGAGGUGCAUAUCAAUUUCUUUUUUUUUUCUUUUGAGAUUUGAGUCUAGCUUUUCAAUGAUGUCUUGAGUGUAUGUUGCAUGUGGAGACAUAGAUAACUGGUGAAACGGUAGGGGAAGUGAAACCAGUCAGCAGCAUGCACCAAAGAAAAGAAGCAAUGGCCAACCAUUUUGAUUGUUUUAUUGCCCUACCAGGUCCCAUCUACCCUUUUAAAUAUAAUAUCCAAAUUCAUACGUACUUUACCUAUUCUGUCCAACAAAUAUAACCAAAAAGUGCUUACUUUGUUCUCUUGUUGGGUAUCAGGUGGGUAUGAAACUUUGGAGGAGUUACUGGAAGUGAUAGCCUGGGUUCAGUUGGGUA